AUUUUACCAUGUCUGGUCGCGGUAAGGGGGGUAAAGGCUUGGGGAAGGGAGGUGCCAAGCGCCAUCGUAAAGUGCUUCGGGAUAACAUCCAAGGCAUUACUAAGCCAGCUAUUCGUCGCUUGGCUCGUCGCGGGGGGGUGAAGCGUAUUUCGGGGUUGAUUUACGAAGAGACCCGGGGAGUGCUGAAGGUGUUCUUGGAGAACGUGAUCCGUGAUGCUGUCACUUACACUGAACAUGCCAAGCGAAAGACCGUAACGGCCAUGGAUGUGGUUUAUGCUCUGAAGCGCCAGGGUCGUACUCUCUAUGGUUUUGGCGGCUAAACGGGUCACUAAAGUCAACAGGGCAACACAAAGGCUCUUUUAAGAGCCAUCCGCUUUUUCACAAUUAGAGUUAAAUUAUUUUCUUAAUAUAGGAGACGGCUCUUAAGAUUAACUCGAGUAACUCAGUUUUUCUAAGUCUUAAGACUUUUAUUGCCACCAUUUUUGUUUUAAAUGCGAAGAUCUUUACAGUAUAAAUAAUAAAGUAACUAGGAAUUUAAAGUAUCCAGUGUAAAAAUGCUUGUACAUUCAAAGAUUUUUUAAAAAACCUCUUACAACUUGGUGUCAAUACGUUUAACAGAUGGCAAGGACAAUAUUAGCGAAAUUUGGGGUUUUAAGCCCAAUAACCUGCUACAUUUUGUUACCUCUUUUUGCAAACUUUUUUUUUUUUUUUAAUAAAAAUCAAUUGAAAAGAAUACAUAUAACUCUUAUGAAAAGCAAAGUAGGUCUGAAAAGAUCUUUUGGUUGUCGAUACAAAUAUUUUUUUCAGGUAAAUUUUAAUUAGUACUUCUAAUAGCUGGUGAUAGAUUUAGUGCACUAAAUUUAAAACGGGGCGGGGGGGGGGUCUUUAAUGACGUUUUUCCUUUAUAGUACAAUAAGAAUACUAAGAAUGCAUUGUUGGGGUUUUUUUUUUCAUAACGUCCUCCUAGAGAACAGCAGCUAUUAUCCUCACUUUGUAACUGAGCAACAGGGAGAUCAUAAAAGUCUUAAGAGAUACCAGAACUGUCAAAAUCUGCUCCUACUCCCAAGAAAUGGUUUAAGAAAGCUGUAACCAAGACCCAGAAAAAAGGCGACCAAAAAAAAAGUAGAAAGACCAGGAAGGAAAGUUUCUCCAACUAUGAUUACGAAGUGCUGAAGCAA
Molecule: messenger RNA, 1178 nt
Organism: Chelonia mydas (Green sea turtle)
Lineage: Eukaryota; Metazoa; Chordata; Testudines; Cheloniidae
Product: histone H4
Exons: 1
Coding region: 9-320 (103 amino acids)
Biological process (GO): nucleosome assembly
Cellular component (GO): nucleosome
Molecular function (GO): DNA binding; structural constituent of chromatin; protein heterodimerization activity
Source: RefSeq, a predicted model, not a curated record